UAUAUUUCCUUCCUGUUUGACGGUGUCUGCUAUUUAAAACCACGUCAAAGAAUAUGUUCGGUUAAUCAGUGUCCGGUGUUGUGUGACAUGUCGCUGGCUGCUGCUGGUGUGUCACUGAGGUGCUUUAGAGUCCCAUCGUGUCUCAGCGCUGCAGGAUGUAACAGAGGUCUGCAGCUUGUGGAGCCCGGUAUUGGAGGCGUCAGUCUGAUUCAGAGCAGAACGCACAGCCGCAUGCAGCACAGCAGCGCAGGGAAGCUUGUGCGGAAUGGAGAGAAUAAGAAAGCAGUGAUCUGUGUUGAGGGGAACAUUGCCAGUGGGAAGACAACGUGUCUGGAGUAUUUCAGCAAAACUAGCAAUAUAGAGGUCCUUACAGAACCCAUCUCUAAAUGGAGGAAUGUCCGUGGACACAACCCUCUGGCUCUGAUGUACCAGGAUCCUGAGCGCUGGGGCAUCACCCUGCAGACCUACAUUCAACUCACCAUGCUUGAUCGUCACUUGUCAUCCAUAACGGCUCCUGUCAGGAUGAUGGAGCGGUCCCUCUUCAGUGCCAAGUACAUCUUUGUGGAUAAUCUCUUCAGAAGUGGAAAAAUGCCAGAAGUGGACUAUGCUGUUCUCAGCGAGUGGUUUGAUUGGAUCACAACUAAUAUUUCCAUUCCUGUUGAUCUGAUUGUCUACCUGCAGACGUCUCCUCAGACCUGCCACGAGAGGUUAAAGCAGAGAUGCAGAGAGGAAGAGAAAGUCAUUCCACUGGAAUAUCUGGAGUCUAUCCACCAGCUAUAUGAAGACUGGCUCAUCAAGGAGACCUCCUCUCCUCUUCCUGCUCCUGUUUUAGUGAUCCCUGCUGACCAUGAUCUCCAGAAGAUGCUGCAACAGUUUGAAGAAAAUCGUGAAAAGAUCCUCGCUGCUAGUUGCAUCUGAUUCCUAAUACAAUCAUACAGACAAAACCAUAGUUACAUCUCUGUUACAUUUAUUUAGGUUUUUCACAACUAUAGCUUAUAACUUCUUUAAGAAUCAGAUUAUUCAUUUUCAGCUAUGUAAAACAUUCUCACCAAAAUGAUCAGCCAUAACAUUAAAGCCUGUUUGUUGUGGCUGGUAGGUGUUUGCUAUAUGUGACAGCUGGUUCUCACUAACAGGUUGGAGAAGCUUCAGAAACAGAACUAGCUUCAGUGCAAGUGAAACAUUCCACUGAAUAUCAGUAUGUAAAUAGAACAUUUUAAAUCUUGAAACACUUCCAAGUGUCGAGGAAUGUUGCAUUACAUAUAUAUAUAUAAACAUUUAGUGAUAAGUAAAAUCUGCAAUCCCAAGUUUUUAUUUUAUUACUUUCAUGUUGAGCAGACUAUUUGAAUGACUUGAGAAACGUGAGAUGUUAAGUGCUUUUUUAUCAGACUCUUUACACAUUUUAAGCACUCAUGAUUCCUCAGUGUUGAGCAGUGGAGCCUGACACAUACAAGGUCAAAUAAAUUGGAAAUUGUUUUAAUAUAUACUAUUGCUCUCAACCAGAUAAAAAUAAUAUAUAGCCAUUGUUUGUUGUGACAAUAUAUUCGGUUUAUAUAAAAUAAAAGUGAGUUAAAGUUACAAAAUAAUAUAAUAAAAUUGGUAAAUCCAACAAUUAAAUCUUACUUAUUUAUAUGGCUCCCUAGAUCAACCUUGCAUUUGUUACUAUUGAUUGACUUUUAGUGAACUAUUAAAGUUCUAAUUAGGGUUGCAAAGGGGCGGAAAGUUUCCGGUAAAUUUCCGGAAACUUUCCAGAAACUUUCCACGGGAAUAUUAAGCUCGGGAAUUUUG
Molecule: messenger RNA, 1785 nt
Organism: Limanda limanda (common dab)
Lineage: Eukaryota; Metazoa; Chordata; Actinopteri; Pleuronectiformes; Pleuronectidae
Gene: tk2
Product: thymidine kinase 2
Exons: 10
Coding region: 88-918 (276 amino acids)
Biological process (GO): nucleobase-containing compound metabolic process
Cellular component (GO): cytoplasm; mitochondrion
Molecular function (GO): ATP binding; deoxynucleoside kinase activity
Source: RefSeq, a predicted model, not a curated record